AGCCGAAGGGAACACUGGUCGAAAUUUAAAAACGCCCUUUAGCUCUGUAGCUUUAGCUGGUGACAGGCAGAUUGGGGUUGUAGUUAUACUUGUGUGUUUUAAGUCUGGAUACCAUGGACCCAUUAAGCGAAGAGGAUACCAAAAUGUAUUUCUAUGAGAACAGGCUGAAAACUUUCGAGGGGUGGCCAUUCAACGAAGACUGCAUGUGCACCCCGGAGAACAUGGCCAAAGCCGGCUUCAUCCACACGCCGUCGGAGAACAGCCCAGAUGUCGCCAUGUGUUUCUUUUGCCUCAAAGAGCUGGAGGGCUGGGAGCCUGAUGAUGACCCAGAAAAGGAGCACAGGUCCCAUUCGUCAUCUUGCCACUUCAUCAACCUGAAGAAAAGCGUAGAAGAGCUGUCUGUCGAGGAAAUCCUCAAACUGCAGAAAGAGAAGCACAAGUUCAUCCUUAUGAAAUCGUGUAAGGAGGCCUUGGCCAGGUUUGAAGAGGCAGCCAAACAGAAAAAGGCAGAUAUCAAGUCAGCCAUGGGAGAAGAAUGACGCCAAAAUAGAUGCAGAUGAAUGAGAUGGGCGUGUGUGAGAGAUUAAUUGUAGCUGUCAAGCCACAGACUGAUUCCUCAGCCAACUAUGGUUUUAACGUGUCUUUCGCCUUUGUUUCUUCUUUGUGAUGUUGUAUAUUUGUUACCUUAAACACUUUCUGUUUCCAUAUGUUUUUAUCCAUUAAACUUGUUCUUCUGGUCACCGUU
Messenger RNA from Mugil cephalus (flathead mullet), 745 nucleotides. RefSeq names its product baculoviral IAP repeat containing 5a (gene birc5a). Bases 114 to 539 code for a protein of 141 amino acids. Lineage: Eukaryota; Metazoa; Chordata; Actinopteri; Mugiliformes; Mugilidae. The transcript has 4 exons. The record is from RefSeq and is a predicted model, not a curated record.